AUGAUCACGACCACUGCUGCUGCUGCUGGGCAAAGGACGACAUGUUUCUUGAAAUCCUGGCCUGUCCAAUGGAUUAGCGCCUCAACAGGGUCCAGUUAUUUCCAUCGGCCCUCCAGCGCAUCCUCCACUUCUCUCGUCAUCGCCGAUCUUCCCUCGCGGCUUUGCCGGCUGCCUUUUCAGUCCCAGUCAUCGGCUUCUCUUGAGUCUGCUGCUGCAAAGUCGCCUUGCACGGCCUAUCCCCGGCAUGACAGCAGGCCAAAGUCACUCCGAGAUGCAUAUCUGCAUCUUUCAUGGGGCUUGAAUGAGAGAGGAUGUUCGGAAGUUCACGAAAAAGGCAACAAUAGGAUGCCGAACGACGCUAUCGACCACUAG
Aspergillus luchuensis is the source of this 372-nucleotide messenger RNA. RefSeq lists its product as uncharacterized. Bases 1 to 372 code for a protein of 123 amino acids. The record is from RefSeq and is a predicted model, not a curated record. The transcript has a single exon. Lineage: Eukaryota; Fungi; Ascomycota; Eurotiomycetes; Eurotiales; Aspergillaceae.